AUGGUCCGCGCUCUCCUUCUCUCUCUGCUGGUGGUUGGGGCGUGGGGGCAGGAGUACGGGGUGGCUGGGGGGUAUCAGCCGUUUCCGGGGCCGAGGAAGGAGUGUCCGGAGAAGGUGGCGAGGUGCAUACUCGAUGUGAAGGUGGAGUGCCAGCCCGGUCGGAUGAUACUCAAGUUCUGGUUCUCGCACCACUUCACUGGCGUGAUCUACCCCUACCACCUGUUCGACUGCCCGCUGUACAGCGGCGGCGGUCGCUACGCGGAGGUCUCCAUCGGAGAGGAGGUGUGCGGGGUGAAGGGCGCUCAGGCGGGCGCAAGGGGCGCGAGGGACAGGUUCCAGCACUGGAUCACGGUGCAGUGGGACAAGCGGCUGGUGGAGCAGUGGGACGCGAACAUCGUCGCCACGUGUCUCCCGCCCGAAGACCAUAUGGAGAGGAAGGACGUUGGGAACUUCUAUGCGGUCGAUCGGCCGCCGUAUUCUGCGACUGGUUACCAGCCGUACGUGAAGGGCGUGGUGCACAAGGACUACUCGGCCGGGGUGCCCGGCCCCUCCGCCGUCGGGUACAGCCCCGUCACGCUGUCCUUCUACAUCGACGAGUACCUGCAGAAGGCCUUCCAGCCGAAUCUCCUCACCUGCUACAUUCAGGACGAUUACGGAAAGAGAUACGACCUGAACGCGGUGCACCGAGGAUGCGCCCCGCUGCAGAGCGGCCCGAUGUCCCAGUUCGCGCUGUACCAGCUGACGAAGGUAGGGAAGCAGGGGAACCUGCAUCUGCACUGCAACCUGGAGCUGUGCAGGGACGGGCGGUGCUCCACGCCGCUGCCGCCAGGAUGCGACAAGGCGGGGGCCGGCUAUGACGCAGUACCCACUCGCUACGGAGGCGACGGCACGAAGAAUUUGAACGUCACGGAUCGACGCAGGAGAGACGCGCUGAAAGGUCCGACGCUCCUGAUCGACGGCGGGGACCUGAAAGUGUGGGGUCUCUGCGAGAACGACACGAUGUCGGCGACGCUGGUGUCGCCGCCGGAUUUCGACGGAGCGUUCGCGUUCGGCGUCCCCCUCGACGUGCCGACGUCUCAAGAAUGCCGGAAGAGCGUCUCGGUGGCUAGCGAGAGGACCGCGUUGAGGCUCCAGAGGGAAACGCUCAAGCGGGCCUGCCCCGAGAUCAAGGAGUUCGUGGCGGAGGUGGACGUGAAAGGGAAGGAGAAGCUGAUGGGUGUGCUGGACUGCAGUCAAGUGCUCCAGCACACCGAGGAGGAGGCAGUCGUCCCUUGGGAGAUCCAAGCCACGACGCCCUCGGCAGCGGAGGUCGAGAAGCCGGUCACUACGACCGCGAGGAGUCCGACGAGCGCUCGCGCCCCGGCUGCCACAACGACCAAAAGUAAAGCCACAACCGCGACCAGGAAGGCAGCUGUGGUGCGUGGGACGUCGGAGGUCGUUACGGGGCAGCCUGCAACGUCGUCGAGUCCCGCUUUUGCUCGAGCGUGGUCGAGCAGCCGACUCGACGAGGCACGCGCGUUUGUGAGGGUUCCCUUCUGGUCGAAUCCCCGACCGAGUCGAUUGCAGAGUCCGCUGCCGCGGAGCACGCCUCUUGAAAGUGUUCACAAGCCAUCGGAUGUCUCUGGAAUGUUUCGACCUUCCCCUAUCCCGCAGAGUGUCGCCUCUGGUUAUACGCUGUCGCUGCUUUUACAAGAUCGAUUUUGUUCGCACCUCAUCGGCCGCCUCGCCCCUGCAUCACGAGACAGCGGGGGCUGCCUCCUGUGGAAUCGGGACGAUGAAGGAGGCAAGAAGUAG
Darwinula stevensoni is the source of this 1794-nucleotide messenger RNA. The record is from the annotation of a GenBank genome assembly. NCBI's taxonomy places the organism in Eukaryota, Metazoa, Arthropoda, Ostracoda, Podocopida, Darwinulidae.